Pyrus x bretschneideri (Chinese white pear) is the source of this 755-nucleotide messenger RNA. Its product is annotated as 40S ribosomal protein S27-2. Gene Ontology annotation, molecular function: structural constituent of ribosome; RNA binding. The coding region runs from base 148 to 408 and encodes 86 amino acids. NCBI's taxonomy places the organism in Eukaryota, Viridiplantae, Streptophyta, Magnoliopsida, Rosales, Rosaceae. The record is from RefSeq and is a predicted model, not a curated record. Gene Ontology annotation, cellular component: ribosome; cytosolic small ribosomal subunit. Gene Ontology annotation, biological process: ribosomal small subunit assembly; translation. The transcript is spliced from 4 exons.
CCCACAUCGCUCAGACACUCGUUUAUAUUCGUAGCCUUAUAAACCCUAAAAUCUUCUCGGUCGCUCCCUCUCUCGCACUCCAGCUAUUCAGGGGUUUCUUGCGGCUCUUUGGUUUUUUUUGGUUUGUUACGAUCUGCAUUGAUCAACAUGGUGCUUCAGAACGACAUCGAUUUGCUUCAUCCGCCAGCUGAGCUCGAGAAGAGGAAGCACAAGCUCAAGAGGCUUGUGCAGACUCCCAACUCUUUUUUCAUGGAUGUUAAGUGCCAAGGAUGCUUUAGCAUAACCACCGUGUUCAGUCACUCACAAACAGUUGUGGUGUGCGGUAACUGCCAGACGGUGUUGUGCCAGCCUACUGGAGGACGCGCCAGGCUCACCGAAGGUUGCUCUUUCAGAAGAAAGGGAGACUGAUGCUCUUGCUUUCAUCGCAUUUACAUUUAUUUGGGAAUUGCAGAAGAGCUUUUUGGGGUUGAAAUAUGGGUUAUCCUCGUUUUUCCCUUUGCCUUUUUAGUGUUUUGCAUAUGUAAUUUGUUAGGGCAGCGGUCUGGACCUUACCAUGGGAGUGUUAUGUUAUGAAUGUUUAGUUAAUUUUGGUGGUUAACAUUAUCUUUUGCACUUCAGUUGAAGCAUUGUUUUAAGUGUUCAUGUGUCUACCCUUUUAAGUUUCAUUGACAGAUUAUCAGUGAUCAGUUUCUCUGUCACGGAAAUGUUAUAGCUGCUACUUUCGUUAUUUGAGAUGCCAAUUUGUUUUCAAUGUA